Hibiscus syriacus is the source of this 1545-nucleotide messenger RNA. RefSeq names its product S-adenosylmethionine synthase 1-like. Gene Ontology annotation, cellular component: cytosol. NCBI's taxonomy places the organism in Eukaryota, Viridiplantae, Streptophyta, Magnoliopsida, Malvales, Malvaceae. The record is from RefSeq and is a predicted model, not a curated record. Gene Ontology annotation, biological process: S-adenosylmethionine biosynthetic process. Gene Ontology annotation, molecular function: methionine adenosyltransferase activity; ATP binding.
AAGAGCGAAUCAAACGACUGGUUAUUCGGCUCUAUAAAUACAAUCUCAUUUUCCCUACAUUCCAUUUCCUCUUCCACCUCAUUUUCUCUUCUUUCACUUCUCAUACAAGAUAUGGAUACCUUCUUAUUUACUUCCGAAUCAGUCAAUGAAGGUCACCCCGACAAGAUCUGUGACCAGGUUUCAGAUGCUAUCCUUGAUGCCUGCCUGGAACAAGACCCAGAAAGCAAAGUGGCUUGUGAGACUUGCACCAAGACGAACAUGGUUAUGGUCUUCGGUGAGAUCACGACCAAGGCCAAAAUUAACUAUGAGAAAAUUGUUCGGGAUACUUGCAGAGGUAUAGGGUUCACAUCAGCUGAUGUUGGCCUUGAUGCUGACAACUGCAAAGUUCUAGUUAACAUUGAGCAACAAAGCCCUGAUAUUGCUCAAGGAGUACAUGGCCACCUGUCCAAGAAACCUGAGGAAAUUGGGGCUGGUGACCAGGGUCACAUGUUUGGUUAUGCGACGGAUGAAACCCCUGAGUUAAUGCCUCUAACCCAUGUGCUUGCAACUAAGCUUGGAGCCAGGCUCACUGAAGUGAGAAAGAACAAGACAUGUCCAUGGUUGAGGCCUGAUGGUAAGACCCAAGUGACUGUUGCGUAUAGAAAUGAUGGUGGAGCCAUGGUCCCCAUUCGUGUUCAUACUGUUCAUUCAACCCAACAUGAUGAGACCGUCACCAAUGAGAAGAUUGCAGCUGACUUGAAGGAGCAUGUCAUUAAGCCAGUUAUUCCAGCAAAGUAUCUAGAUGAGAAAACCAUUUUCCACCUCAACCCAUCCGGUAGGUUUGUCAUCGGUGGACCACAUGGGGAUGCAGGACUUACUGGCCGAAAGAUUAUCAUUGAUACGUAUGGAGGCUGGGGUGCACACGGUGGUGGUGCUUUCUCUGGGAAGGAUCCCACCAAGGUGGAUCGCAGUGGUGCAUACAUUGUGAGACAAGCAGCAAAGAGCGUGGUGGCCUCAGGCCUUGCACGUCGCUGCAUCGUUCAAGUAUCCUAUGCAAUCGGAGUUCCAGAGCCCUUGUCGGUUUUCGUAGACUCAUACAAGACAGGCAAGAUCCCUGACAAGGAUAUAUUGGCAUUGAUUAAGGAAGCUUUCGACUUCAGGCCGGGAAUGAUCUCUAUAAAUCUUGACUUGAAGAAAGGAGGAAACUUUAGGUACCAAAAGACUGCUGCUUAUGGUCAUUUCGGCCGUGAUGAUCCUGAUUUCACUUGGGAGAUCGUUAAGCCUCUUAAGCCAAAGGCCUGAGUUACCACCGUAGCCAUAAUGUCAUCGGGGUAGAUAUCUGUCAAUUUGUUCCAUUCUACAUUCUUUACUUUGGAUUUCCUUUUCAGGGCAUGAUUGGUUUCAUCAACCAUUUCUCUGGUUUGCCAUGGAUUUUUUAAUUUUAUUUUUAUUGUUUAAUCAUUCAAUUCAAUUUGCUUUUUCUAUUAUUCAAAUAUUGUUGAGGUACAAAUGCUGUCGUUAGCUCUACCUCCUGGGUAAUGGAUGAGUUGAAAUUCUUUUGUAUUU